Diutina rugosa is the source of this 1950-nucleotide messenger RNA. RefSeq lists its product as uncharacterized. NCBI's taxonomy places the organism in Eukaryota, Fungi, Ascomycota, Pichiomycetes, Serinales, Debaryomycetaceae. The record is from RefSeq and is a predicted model, not a curated record. The coding region runs from base 1 to 1950 and encodes 649 amino acids. The transcript has a single exon.
AUGCCUCCCAAGCCGCCGUCGACGGCAUCACCAAAUACUCGGGGGCCGUCACCGGGGUCGUCCCGACCACUGCAGACCCGCAAACGGACACGGAACCCGAAGCCGAAGUCCCUGGCCAAGCCCAAACAGUCGCGGUCCCAGCCGCCUACUAAUGCGCCCAAACCUCCAGAACACGCCUUACUCGAGGUAUUUAAACAACUAAAGCAGUUACGGCUAGAUGCUUUAAUCGCUGACACUGAGGGGAAGGCCAAGGAGUUCAACCAGGGGCUCCAACCGACGCUUGAGCCCCUUCGCCACACCACCCACUCACGGAUACUCCAGGAGGCUAACCUGAUACAGUUCGGAGCUCAACAGUACUUGCGCAACGCCAUCGACGCCAUCACUCUCGGCAUCUACUUGGACCUCGAGAGUGAGAUGGAGUCUUUAAACGAUAAAUACCCUCAUCAGCACCAGCCCCAUCCUGAGUGGUUGCGAGAGUCGUGGCUGCUACUCGAACGACUCUAUCGUUAUCUCGACUACUUCCAGUCUCCCUGGCAGGCGCUCGGGCUCCUCAAACGGUUUUUCCCGCAGGAGGACGUGCUUGAGGCCACCUACGAAAAUCGGUUGACCCCGCUUCGCGACGCCGUAGGCUUAUUGAUCAAGCAGCACCGGCGUGACGAGAGUACGGGGGCGCUUGUCCGGGGCAUCAUUGUGGCCCUUUUGGAUCUCCUUCCUGACUGGUUCGGUGGGGACGGCCACACGGCGUUGACAUUGAAGCACCAGGCGUUGGCCAACGUCGCUUACUUCACCCCUCCGCCUUCACCCAAGUCAGCUACCACCACUAAGCUGACCCAGAAUACCACCAUUGCCCAGGAAUGGGAAUACUACCGCAACCUCACGCUGAAGGCUGCCACCGGCAACAAUGCGAAACAAGCGACGCCACCAGUCACCGCCGUGGAGACUACUCACAGCUUAGAAGAUGACGCCUCCAGUGAUGAAGCCUCUGAUGAUGAAACCACCUCCCUUGAGGAUCACAUUGUCUCGCCCUCAGACUACGAGUCACGCUUAAAUAACAUUGUCGACCACUUCUAUGUUAUUGCCGUCGAUACCAUUGAGUUCCUCGAUGACUGCUACACAAUACCCCCUGAGGAGUCGUUUAAAGAUGCCUUGACUCGCAUUUUCGGCAAGGUGUACCAGGCCCAGUUCACCAGCAUAAGUGAAGCCCGCAAGCACCAGACGGCAACGACCAAGGAAGUGUUGCACAAAGUUGAUCAGAUUGUCGGCAGUAUGGCGGUCAAACCCAACGAAGUCGUAGAAUUUGUUGGCGAUCUCAACGACUUCAUCGACAAGGUAUACACUGAUGCCAUCAUGUUUGCGAUUGAAUCGCAAGUGCCCAUGGCCUACUUCGAUGACGGCACUCAUGCUUACCUGCUGAAAGAACUGAUGUUGAGUGAUUUCCAAAAGGUGAAACCUCACAUGAUCAAAGUGCCGUGGGGCAACGUCUCCACGAACGGAUCGGGUUUCCUCACGAUUUACGACGACCAGAACCGCGGUCUCAAAAUGCAAGCUGAGUGUAUUCUCACAGAUGUCAAAAGUAUAGACUCGUUCAAAUUACUGGACCGUCACCCGGCUUGGAUCCCCAAACGCUACCUCAUCAAGAGUGGUUAUGAUUUUGUCGAUCUUGGCAAAGAAGGGUCCAAAUCUGUUUUGACGUAUAACCACCAAACCUACCGCAACAAGGCGGGCGGCAUCAUUUGGGUGUUGAACAAUGACGAGGGCAAUGCCUGCUUGCCAAUGAAGUAUACGCCUAAAUUGAAAAAGAUGAUUAGAGUUUUCAGUCGCUUACAAAACAUUUCGUACGAAAACUUCUGUGAGCGGGGAGGCUUAAGCGAUGAUGACUUCAGCGACGAUGAAGACGCCAGCGACGAUGAAGACACCAGCGAUGAUGAAGACGCCAGCGACUCUGACUAA